Messenger RNA from Alosa alosa (allis shad), 1178 nucleotides. RefSeq names its product ADP-ribosylation factor-like 14 (gene arl14). The record is from RefSeq and is a predicted model, not a curated record. Bases 107 to 640 code for a protein of 177 amino acids. Gene Ontology annotation, cellular component: cytoplasm. The transcript has a single exon. Gene Ontology annotation, molecular function: GTPase activity; GTP binding. Gene Ontology annotation, biological process: intracellular protein transport; vesicle-mediated transport. Lineage: Eukaryota; Metazoa; Chordata; Actinopteri; Clupeiformes; Clupeidae.
AGUUUUAAGCAACCUAAAUAAUAACUCACUCGCUCAAUACAAUAGACAGAGCAAACACUCACAGAGUGAGUAGGCUUCCGCAUUACUGAGUCUCUUCACUGACUAGAUGGGUCAGAAAAGUUCCAGAGUUUUUGAAGCUCGAGUCCUCCUUCUAGGCCUGGACUCGGCGGGUAAAUCGACCGUCCUCUACAAAUUAAAGUACAACCAACAAUUUUUCACAGUGCCAACAAUUGGAUUCAACGUGGAAAUGGUUGCUACCAAGAGAAAAAGGAAAAAGUUGGCCUUAACGGUGUGGGAUAUUGGAGGGCAGAAAAAGAUGAGGCCUCACUGGAAAAACUUCUACCAGGACACUGCAGGAUUGAUCUUUGUUGUGGACUGUUCUGACAGGGAGCGUUUGAGCGAAGCACACAAGGAGUUUGACCGCAUUCUUAGAAAUGAACAUCUAAGGGGCCUCCCUGUGGUGAUUUUUGCCAAUAAACAGGAUAUUUCUGGAGCUAUGACGGUAGGAGAGAUCACGGAGACGUUCAAUCUGCAUAAGACUUGCUGCGAUCGAGACUGGUACGUUCAGUAUUGCUCAAGUACUGCUGGAGUAGGGCUGGAAGAAGGAUUCCGAAAAAUGGCACGUCUUCUGAAACUUUAAGUUAUUAACACUGUAUCAACAAACCUCGUGUUCACCUUUAACUCACCAUUAAUGAGAACUCCAGUUUAGAGACCAUCCUUCAGUAUUUCAUGACUGCAAUUUAGGAUUUCUUCCCAUGCUUGCCCAGGUCUUUCCUUCAAAUGGAGGACAAUGCUGGACUAUUAGCAAUGUAAUUCAAUACCAAAUUAUUUUGUUCUGAUUAACUGAGCUUGUGCAAAUACAGUUUUUCUCAAUCACUUUAAUGCUUGCUUCAACUCAGAAAUCACGUCAAAACAGUUAACACAUACUGUAGAUCUAAACAGAAUCACUCUGGCCAAAAUGACAUUUUGCUUGCAAAAGACUGUAACACUCAAAACAUUUAAAACACGCAGCAAACGCCAAUUUAUGCCUUCGAACAACACAACUUGUAGUCAAAUCACUGUUCGCUUUCAAUCAGUCAUUACACACUGCACAACAAAAUGCUAAACACUCUUCUCAAAAUGUUUCAGCCUUCACUUUUUCAUUUUUGAAUAAAAAUGAAUUGUAUUCAUUCCUCCCA